Molecule: messenger RNA, 1620 nt
Organism: Kazachstania africana CBS 2517
Lineage: Eukaryota; Fungi; Ascomycota; Saccharomycetes; Saccharomycetales; Saccharomycetaceae
Gene: PRP42
Product: mRNA splicing protein PRP42
Exons: 1
Coding region: 1-1620 (539 amino acids)
Biological process (GO): mRNA 5'-splice site recognition
Cellular component (GO): U2-type prespliceosome; commitment complex; U1 snRNP
Molecular function (GO): protein binding
Source: RefSeq, a predicted model, not a curated record
AUGGAUAAAUAUACUGCUCUACUAAGUGAUGUUAAGUUCUCUACUUUGACGAUAAAUGUUAGUAGAUUCCCGAAAACUCUUUCUCAUUGGGAAUCCUUAAUCAAUUAUUUAAUUACAGCAGCAUCGCCCAUGAACAAAGCCACGGAUCCUAGAAUUUUGAAACUUAUACGUUCUACAUAUUCCUCCCUGUUAUUCCACUUCCCAUAUGCAGAAAAUUACCAUAUUGAUUAUGCGUUAUUAGAAUAUAAAUUGGGUAAUAUUACUGGAUUCCAUAAAAGUUUCAAAUCUGCAUUGGCUGUGUUCAACCAUAGAUCUAUUCUGAUUUGGAUUUCCUACUUGAGAAUUUGUAACGAACUUACAAGUGAUACGAAGCAGCUAUUCAAGAAGUAUGAAGAAGCAGAGUCGAAAAUUGGGCUGCAUUUCCAUUCUGGUGAGUUCUGGGAGAUGUAUUUAGAUCAGUUGUGGGAGAGGUGUCAAUCUAAAUUGAAAUAUUUCAUUAUAUUGAGGAAAGUUUUAGAAAUACCCAUGUAUUCAUUCAGUAAGUUUUUUGCUAGAUGGCUACGACAUGUUGAUGAGACAAAAGAUUUGGAUGCGCUUAAACUAUUUGUACCUAAGGAUGAGCUAUUACGCAAGUUCAAGAUUGAUAUUAAUUAUAACGGUAGACGUGGUCCUUAUUUAUUAGAAGCCAAAAAGAUCUUAAAAAAAUUCACUAAGGAGACUUACAUGGUGGUACAAUACCAGGUUAUGGAGCUUUAUCAGCUAUUUGAAUCAAAAUUACAUAUUCAUUAUUAUUGUUCGAGUGAGACAUUAUUUUCAAGUCAAGAAAUUGAAACUUGGAUGAAGUACUUGGAUUACACUAUAAAUUUGGGUGAGGAAAAAUUGACACAUUUAAAUUUCCAAAGGGCACUUAUUCCUUUGGCUCAUUACGAUUCGAUUUGGAUAAAAUAUUCAAGUUGGUUAAUCGAGAGAGAAAAUGAUUUGCUUACUGCUAAAAACAUUUUAUUAUAUUCUUUAACUAUAAGCUUGAAAAAGACAAAUAUUUUGGAAUUGUUGUAUUCCAUCUUAGUUAAGUUGAAUGAAUUGGACGAGUUAACAAAUAUUUUGGAUACAUUGUCACAAUCAUUUGAUAACAAGAUCGAAGAAAAUAGUGAUUUUGAUAUAUUUUGGGAUUUUAUACAAUUCCAAAUAUUUUUGAAUAACUCUCAGAGACAAAGUAGGUAUUUGACCCAGUCAAAAUUUCCUUUACCAGAUUCGUUACUAGAUAAAGUAAAAAAGUGGUUAUCAUACUGUGAGAAGCGAGAAGGUCAAGAAGUUUUACUCAAUUAUUUAGUGCAGUUACAAUCCAAGGAAAAUACGGAAGUUAUUGAAAAGGAAAUCUUCCAAUACCUUCUUGAUUCCCGCCUUUCAUAUUAUAUCAACAACGGUACGUUCUGGACAUUGUAUUGUCAAUUGAUCUACUUAGAUUCUUCUAGAUCGUAUCUUGAAAAGAGACGGUACAUCAUUAGAAACAUAUUGAGCCAAAUUCCAAAGGAAAAUAAUAAACUGCUUCCACCUUUAUUAGAAUUCGCACAAUCUUACAUACCAGAGGAUAUGGACACUUUGCAUGAACUGUUUGAAUAA